UUCUUUCCUCCGCCGCUUUGCUUUUCCUUUCUCCGCUUCAUACCACUCCCGUCCCGGGUUCUCUUUCCGAGCGGCGAGUCGGCGACGACAGGGCGCGAGCGGCCACCCUUGGGCCAGGUCUUCGUCGGGCGCUUCGCCGCCGACGAGCAUCAGACAGCAUCCUUUUAGAUCUCCUUUGAAGGAAGAAUUACUGAAUUAGGCAAGGGCUGUCUAUAAAAUUGAAGAUGUCAGUUUCUAUGAAGGACCUGGACCCAGCCUUCCGUGGCUCUGGACAAAAAGACGGCUUGGAAAUAUGGCGUAUCGAGGAUUUCAAGCCCGUUCCUAUCCCUGUAUCUUCAUAUGGGAAGUUUUUCAUGGGCGAUUCUUACAUUAUCUUGAAGACAACAGCCUUGAAAAAUGGUUCUCUUCGCCAUGAUAUCCAUUACUGGAUUGGUAAAGAUACUAGUCAGGACGAAGCUGGAACUGCUGCAAUUUUAACAGUAGAGCUUGAUGCUGCCCUUGGCGGACGUGCUGUUCAGUACCGAGAAGUACAAGGCAAUGAAACAGAGAAAUUCCUAUCCUAUUUUAGGCCAUGCAUCAUGCCACAGCCAGGAGGAGUAGCGUCUGGAUUCAAGCAUGUUGAGGUCAACAACCAGGAUCAUGAUACUCGCUUAUAUGUCUGCCAUGGGAAGCAUGUCGUUCACGUUAAAGAGGUUCCUUUUGCUCGGUCGUCCCUUAAUCAUGAUGACAUAUUUAUUCUGGAUACGAAGUCCAAAAUUUUCCAGUUCAAUGGGUCAAACUCAUCCAUCCAAGAGCGAGCAAAAGCUCUUGAAGUUGUACAGUACAUCAAAGAUACAUUUCACGAGGGGAAGUGUGAAAUUGCAUCUGUUGAGGAUGGUAGAAUGAUGGCUGAUGCGGAAGCUGGUGAGUUCUGGGGUUUUUUUGGUGGCUUUGCCCCUCUUCCAAGGAGGGCACCUGCAGAAGGCAAUGAGAAACAUGAGGAAACUGCCUCCAAAUUGCUAUGUUUUGACCAAGGAAAACUGGAGCCAGUGAACUACGAAUCCUUGGCACACGAAUUACUUGAGACAAACAAGUGCUACUUCUUAGACUGUGGCGCUGAAUUGUAUGUUUGGAUGGGCAGAACUACAUCCCUGCAGGAGAGAAAGGGUGCUAGUGAAGCUGCUGAGAAAUUGCUCUCUGAUUCAAACCGAACAAAAACACACAUCAUCAAAGUGAUUGAAGGAUUUGAGACUGUUAUGUUCAAAUCAAAAUUUAAAGAGUGGCCGCAGACACCUGACUUGAAGUUGUCAUCUGAGGAUGGUAGAGGCAAAGUUGCAGCUCUACUCAAACGCCAGGGCUUAAAUGUUAAGGGUUUGAUGAAAGCUGCUCCCGCAAAAGAAGAACCUCAGUCCUACAUUGAUUGCACUGGCAACCUGCAGGUGUGGCGUGUAAAUGAUAAAGACAAGGCACUUCUUUCAUCCUCUGAUCAAUCCAAAUUUUACACUGGCGAUUGCUACAUAUUUCAGUAUACGUAUCCUGGAGAUGAUAAGGAGGAAUGUCUUAUUGGAACUUGGUUUGGGAAAAAGAGUGUUGAGGAGGAUAGGAUUACGGCAGUUUCACUUGCAAGCAAGAUGGUUGAAUCUGCUAAGUUUCAGGCUGUCCAGGCGCGCCUGUAUGAGGGGAAAGAACCGAUCCAAUUCUUUGUGAUAUUUCAAAGCUUGCUAGUGUUUAAGGGUGGUCUUAGCUCUGGGUACAAGAAAUUUAUUGCUGAAAAUGGUAUUGAUGAUGAUAGUUAUUCUGAAGAGGGGCUUGCACUCUUCCAAAUUCAAGGUUCAGGACCAGAAAACAUGCAAGCAAUUCAGGUUGAUCCUGUGGCCUCAUCAUUGAAUUCAUCCUAUUGUUACAUUCUCCAUGAUGGAAACACUGUGUUCACUUGGGCUGGUAAUCUGACCACUGCAUUGGAUCAAGAGUUAAUGGAGAGGCAACUUGAUGUAAUUAAGCCAAAUACACAGUCUAGGUCACAAAAGGAAGGGUCAGAAACAGAUCAAUUUUGGAGCUUACUGGGAGGAAAAUCCGAGUAUUCAAGCCAAAAAAUGGUGCGAGAACUUGAAAGUGAUCCCCAUCUUUUCUCAUGCAUCCUGUCUAAAGGCAAUUUGAAGGUCAAGGAAAUACACCACUUUACUCAAGACGAUCUAAUGACAGAAGAUGUUUUCGUUCUGGACUGUCACACGAGCAUAUUUGUUUGGGUUGGUCAACAGGUGGAUGUCAAAGUGAGGUUACAAGCUUUGGAUAUUGGGGAGAAAUUUGUUGUGCUUGAUUUCCUUAUGGAAAACCUUGCCUGUGAAACACCGAUUUUCACUGUUACUGAAGGGAGUGAGCCUCCCUUUUUCACUAGGUUCUUCACCUGGGAUUCAGCAAAAUCACAGAUGCAUGGGAAUUCAUACCAGAGGAAGCUUGCCAUAGUAAAAGGUGGAGGUGCUCCAGCAUUGGAUAAACCAAGACGACGAACACCAGUGUAUUCAGGAAGGAGUACAACACAAGAUAAAUCUCAGCGCUCCAGAAGCAUGUCCUUUAGCCCUGAGCGUGUCCGUGUUAGGGGAAGAUCUCCAGCAUUCACUGCAUUGGCUGCUAACUUUGAAAGUUCAAGCAACAGAAAUCUUUCCACUCCUCCACCAGUAGUUAAGAAACUUUACCCAAAAUCUCUUACACCUGAUUCGUCGAAUACUUCUUCCAAGUCAUCUGCAAUUGCGGCUCUGGCUGGUUCUUCGGAUCGCCCUACUCAAACCCCCACACCAGAAUCAAUAAAAGAUGGCUCUGAGCCAGAGAAGCCAAAACAAGAGGAAGAUGCUACAGAUGGCGCUAGUACCAUGAACAAUAGAGUUGAAUCUCUUACCAUAAAUGAAGAUGUAAAAGAAAACGAGCCGGAAGAUGACGAGGGCCUUCCAAUAUACCCGUAUGAACGUCUGAAGACCACAGCUGCUGAUCCUGUUACUGAAAUUGAUGUCACGAGGAGAGAGACCUACUUAUCUUUGGCUGAAUUCAAAGAGAAGUUUGGGAUGACAAAAGAGGCAUUCAGCAAGCUUCCAAAGUGGAAACAGAACAGGCUAAAGAUUGCUCUUCAACUUUUUUAGCCUGGUCAGCAAAGCUUCAAAUAUCUCAUUUAAUCCUCGGGUCAAAUAGCCAUUUGGUGAAAGUAAUUCGGUUCUAUGCCUCAAUAGUCCAUGGCAACUGAGUUUUGCAGAAUGCAAUCACCAUCCGCAAUGACACAUCAAUUCUCACAUUGUCCUGGAUCGCCCCCCUUUUUCCUAGCUUGAGUUUGUUUUGCUAUGUUUCUUGUAUUCCUUCAAUUCAUAGGCGUGAUUUUACUUCUUCUUUUUUUUUUUGGUCAAGUGCCCUCCAUUGAUUCAAGGGUCACACAGGUUUGAUUCUGAGGCUUGCAUUUUUUAUUUUUUUGCUCAACUGUCCUCCUGUGUUCUUUUUCGGUUUUGAGAUGAGUUGCAGUUUGAGGGAGCAAGAAGUGUGUACAGCAGAGAGUGCCAGCACUGUAGAGUGACACCACCGUUACCUUGAUCAAUAGAGUUGAUUUCCGUGUGUAAAUUAUAUUAUAUUUUAUAGAGCUUGUUGAAUAUCUGAGACACA
This is a messenger RNA of Panicum hallii, 3618 nucleotides long. RefSeq names its product villin-5. Bases 225 to 3110 code for a protein of 961 amino acids. The record is from RefSeq and is a predicted model, not a curated record. Gene Ontology annotation, biological process: cytoskeleton organization; actin filament severing. Gene Ontology annotation, molecular function: actin filament binding. The transcript has 23 exons. Lineage: Eukaryota; Viridiplantae; Streptophyta; Magnoliopsida; Poales; Poaceae.